Topomyia yanbarensis is the source of this 840-nucleotide messenger RNA. RefSeq lists its product as uncharacterized. Gene Ontology annotation, cellular component: nucleus. The record is from RefSeq and is a predicted model, not a curated record. The transcript has 4 exons. The coding region runs from base 1 to 840 and encodes 279 amino acids. Lineage: Eukaryota; Metazoa; Arthropoda; Insecta; Diptera; Culicidae.
AUGGAGACAAAACGGUUGAAAGUUACGAACAGAAAACAGUUCGAGUGCUUAGUGAAGCAUAUGGAGAAGCAACCUGCAGUGGCUAAGGGUCAAAAAUUUGCAGAGGCAGCUUGUUUUUCAAAGGCCAAGUAUAAUGAGGUGUGGAACCGCAUAAGCAGGGAGCUAAACAGCCUCGGUCCACCGACUCGUUCAAUGAUGGAGUGGCAAAAGGUAUGGACAGAUUUUAAGCUUAAAACGAAACGCAAACUGUCCCACAACCGCAUUGAAUCGCGAGCCACAGGAGGAGGAAAAAAUAAAAUGAUGCAGUUCUCAUCUUGUGAGGAGUCGGUGAUCGCUCUUUUGUCAUUAGAUACUGCUGUGAACACUACAGGCAGCGUAUAUGGCCUUGAACCGAUUGCGAGCACAUCGACGUCUUUGGGAGGACCUACGGAACAGAGCACUGUAUCACCUGAAUCAUCCGAUGAAGAAAAUCUUCCGGUAGUCAACGACCACGAUCGAGAGUUUGCAUCUCAUCCGAAUGAAAAUGUGAUGAUUGAAGAGGAAAUCGGCGAAGACAUCCAGACGCAGGAAACAAUAACGCAACGUCGCGAACAUAGGACGGAUAAGCGAGAAGGAUUUUUGAAGGCGCAGACGGAAUACUUAAAGGAUAUUAAAGACAAUGUUAAGGAUAUAGCCAGAUAUUCCAGAAAAUGUUAUUAUUUGGAGGAGAAGCGAUUGAAGCUGGAAAAAGAAAGAAAUUUAAUGAAAGAAAAGCAGCACGCGGAGUACAUCCAGUACAAAAUGGCUGUGCUCGACUAUAAAAAGAGGAAAUUAGAGUUGAUGGAACAAGCGAACAUUUGA